CUUGAACCACAAUUACGAUUGUGGCAGUGUUAUACGCAUAUGAGGACCGAAACGUGCAGUCGGCCGAAGUGCUUCUCUACUCAAGUAGUUUCUCUCGGUUUUUCAUCUCUUGCCAAACGUGUUGGGAUUCUCAUAUACUCCGUCAUCCUUGAUCUCCAGCUUCCACACGUUUUCCACACGCGCAAACUCACAAAUCUGGUGAAUCUCCCGAAGCGCCGGUUCUCACGCGGCUUAGUCGCCCCUCAUGCCUCUACCACCGUGGAUCUCUGGAGACAAGUCCAAUGCACCGGUGCCCAGCAAUGGCUUCUUGUCCAGCGGAAGCAAGGUUCGGAAUCCGAAAAAGCCCAAGGCGCGUCCUCCCAAGUCGCUCCGAGAGACUAUGCUUUUGCCAGUACGAUCAUUGCCAGCAUAUUCGGGACCUUACUCAGUAGGAACUAUGGAGAUUGAAGUGCCAGUAGAGGAGCCUCGAACGUUUUCAAACAUCACUCGAAAAGGCAACCACGUACUGCAAUUGAAGACUGUGCUUCUGACCAUAUACUAUCCCGCUUCUCCACCACAGAAGAAGAGACCGUCCCGACAACUAUGGCUAGGUCGCCCUCGCUUCAAGAUGGCUCAAGGCUAUGGACAUUUUGCGGGUGUCGGUACUGUGGGUGUACCUAUCUUCUUGCCGACAAUGUUCACGAAACUCCCAGCUUUCAGAAAUGCGCCAUUAUCCUCUCAGUAUCCUCCCGGAACAAAGACUAAAGAGGAUUACGAGAAGGCAGGAGAGAAUACAGAAGAUGAGGAUGAAGUCGAAGACGAUGAACAUGGACCGAAUGCCAAACCUCCAAAGUUCCCCCUUAUGAUUUUCAGUCAUGGUCUAGGUGGUACCAGAUCUGCUUACUCGAGUGUUUGUGGCGAGUUCGCGAGUUACGGCUUUGUUGUGAUUGCUCUUGAACAUCGGGAUGGAAGCGGGCCUCGGACCUUCGUUAAUCAGCCUGGAAGUGGAGAGGUUAGGUUCGACAAGGCUGGUGAACGACGAGAUCCUAAGAAGCACCACAACAGGCACGGUAAUACACACUACGACGUUGUUGACUAUGUCUUUCCCCAAGACAACGAAUGGGACACAAGUCCUAAUAACGAAAAAGGCGUCGAUCACGAAUUACGAGGAUCUCAACUGGACUUGCGAACGGCUGAGAUCGAAGAAGCUUACAAGAUCAUGAAUGUUAUCAACUCCGGACAAGGCGGAACCAUCGCUAAGCAGAACAUGCGUCGGAAGGGUUACAAAGCUUCCAGUACCCACGGUCUAGAAGGCGUAGACUGGACUUGUUGGAAAGACAGGGUCGACACUGAAUAUGUCGUCGCUGCUGGUCAUUCUUUCGGAGCGGCGACGGUUGUGGAUAUGUUGAGACACGAAAAGCGGUUCAAAUGGAUCGCCCAAGGCAUCAUCUAUGAUAUCUGGGGGAGUGGAACACGACCAUCAGCUGCGGAAGACGAAAAGAUUCAAGCACCUAUACUGGCCAUUAACUCGGAAGCGUUUACUUACUGGCCGUCUAAUUUCGAGCUUGUCGCUUCGCUUGUCAAAGAAGCUCACCCCUGCCCAGCUUGGCUCAUGACCGUCCGCGGAACGAUACAUGUUUCACAGUCUGAUUUCUCCUUGCUAUAUCCCAACGUCUGUUCCAUCUUUCUCAAGGCCAGCGCGAAUCCCGAAAGAGCAUUGGACAUCAAUGUCAACGCCUCACUGGAGUUCUUAUCGAUGGUCAUGCCGACGAUACCACACCGUAUCCGAAACGCAUUCCCCAACGAAGAAUUGUUGCUCACCCAAACGCAUCAUCUCGAAGAUAUACCUCAAGUAGAUAUGCACAAGCCAAAGGACGAUAAAUGGGUGGCCGCGAGGUUGAGGAUCCCGCACGAGUUUACCUGGAGAGUGGCUCCAGGUUUGGCGAGGAAAAUGGCGCGAAGGAGGAUAACGGAAGGAGGCGGCUCACCAGAUGAUGAGAUCUGGUUGCAUUGUAAGCCGGAGGAUGGUACUGUCGAAAAGUACAAUGGUACGGUCGAGAGACUGAAGCCGAAGAAGCCAACUGCAGACUCUGGCUCCGUGGAGAGAGUGAAGUCGCAUGAACCUAAAGCAGAGCCUGGAUGUGUGGGCCCAAACACAGAUACGAAGGAGGAGCCGGGGUGUAAGGAAUGGAGGAACUAAUGUUAGAUACCCACUGUACAUACAAAACAUAGCAACCGAGCAGUAGGAGCUCGACUUCGCAAUACG
Messenger RNA from Aureobasidium subglaciale EXF-2481, 2245 nucleotides. RefSeq lists its product as uncharacterized. Lineage: Eukaryota; Fungi; Ascomycota; Dothideomycetes; Dothideales; Saccotheciaceae. The coding region runs from base 245 to 2179 and encodes 644 amino acids. The transcript has 5 exons. Gene Ontology annotation, molecular function: 1-alkyl-2-acetylglycerophosphocholine esterase activity. The record is from RefSeq and is a predicted model, not a curated record.